Messenger RNA from Lathyrus sativus (Indian pea), 831 nucleotides. The record is from the annotation of a GenBank genome assembly. NCBI's taxonomy places the organism in Eukaryota, Viridiplantae, Streptophyta, Magnoliopsida, Fabales, Fabaceae.
AUGUUGAGAAUGAAGGCUUUGGAUGAAUCAGCUUGGAAGGAUAUGAAAGAGGUGCUAGCACAAUAUUGGAGCAGGGACAAACCUAUUAUCACCCUUUUAGAAGGGAUAAAGCAUUACUUGACUAAGAGAAUCACUAACCAGAAGGAACUCAUGAUAAAGUAUAUUGGUAAUGUGUGUCCAAGAGUUCAGUUAGCUUUAGAGAAGAGUAAGAAGUUUGCUGAGAGUUGGUCUCCAACUUGGCAUGGUGAUGAUAACAUGGCUAUUUUUGGUGUAAUAAAUGAUAUAAAAACGUAUUGUGUCAACAUCAAAGAAGGUACAUGUGCUUGUAGGAAAUGGGACUUAACUGGGAAUCCCUGUAGCCAUGCUAUAACAUGUAUAUGGCAUAAUAAGAAACAUCCUGAAGAAUUUGUUUCUGAGUAUCAUAGGAAGACAACUUUCCAGAACACAUACUCUCACAUCAUAUAUCCUACAAAUGGCCCACAACUAUGUCCUGUAGAUGUUACAUUGAUUGUUAGUACACCAAUGAUGAGAGGGGAAAUUGGAUGUCCGAAAAAGCUGAGGAACAAGAGGAAUGAUGAACCAAAGAAUCCACAUGUUCUGCCAAGAAAGAUAACAACUGUCACUUGUACAAAAUAUGGAUCCAUGAGGCAUAAUAAAAGAACAUGUAAAGGGAAGAGAGCAAUAGAUAUGGUUAUGACAAAGGGAGGGAAUAAGAAACAAAAGAUCACAAAGGGAAAGAGUAAGGGCAAUGGCAAGAAGACACAUAAUGCAUCACAACCCACACAAGAAGUUGGUUCAUGCUCACAGGGACCAUCAGCUACUCAAGAUUAG